UGACAAAGGAACAACCUGUCGGCAAGAAUGCGUCUUUAGGGGCUAAAGUCUGGAGUUUCGGACGUUAACACUGCGGUACACAUUAGAUGUUUUAUUAAUGUUGAUCCCUUCAAAUUCAUCAUGACAAAUUACCAGAAAAUGCUCAAAGACCCGAGCACCUUGCGGAUCUUUUUCUCCUCUCCGUUUGGCGGGAUGGAGGAGGAGAGAGAGGAACUGACACGGCGGUACUUCCCACAUAUCAACCAUAUAUGUAACUCUCGAGGGGUCCAAUUCGUGGCUGUUGACAUGAGGUGGGGUAUUACAACGGAGUCUUCGGCCAGUGCACAGGUCAUCAAUCUAUGUCUAAAGGAGCUGGACAGGUCCGACAUGUUCAUUGGGUUCUUUGGACAGAGAUAUGGAUGGCAUGGAGUUGAUGAUGCUGCCCUCCAGGAAAACUUUGACAAUGCCACUAGUGCUUACCCUUGGGUGUCCUCUGUGCGUGACAAGAGCGUGACUGAGUUAGAGUUUAUACACGGACAUCUCAAUAACCCAGGAUCUCUUCCAGCAUACCUCUGCUUCAGGGACAAGGCUUAUGAUGCCAAAAUCUGUGAGGAGGCAAGAAAGAAAGGUGACAAGAAAAUGGUGUUUAAGUAUUCGCCUGAGAGUGAUCAUGCCGCAGAAUUACUGGAUGAUCUCAAACACAGAUGCAAGGACACUGAAAGUUUGACCUUGGGUGUUGAUUUGUGUUACAAGAAUCCCAAAGAGGGUGCCGAGCUGAUGUUUAAAGCGAUACACCAGCACCUGACAAAGUACCUGAUGAUUAGCAGUGUACAUGUAGUACAGGAGGAUCGCCAGGCGCUGGCUAAGUCCCUCCACGGUGCCUUCCUAGCCAAUAAGGUCAAGCUGUAUGAGGGUGGCGACCAUUACAUUACACAGCUCAUGAAAAAUGUUGAUGCAGAACCCCCUGUACCAUACCUGGUCACAGGCCCCGCUGGCUGUGGUAAAUCAGCUCUAGUAUGCAACUGGCUGCACAAACUGAUGCAGAACCCUGCCUAUAGCCACUGCUGUGUAGUACACCACUUUGUAGGAUGUGCCAGAGACAGUGCAAGGAUUCAGAGUAUUCUGACAAGGGUGACAGAAGAGUUAGAAGAGAAAGUUGAAGAACUAAAAUCAGGUGAGAGUAAUAGCCAUGGUGAUUCAAAGAAGGAAGGUUCAGACGAUGUACGAGAGCUGAUGAGGAAGUUGUCUGUGGUCCUGGAUAGGCUAACAUCAUUGGGUAAACAGCCUGUGGUGGUCAUUGAUGGCCUGGGGAAUGUGAAGAAAUCAUCAAAAGCUGAAAAGGCAGUAUAUUGGCUACCAACAUUUCCAAAGCAGGCUGUGCUAGUAGUGUCCACCAAGCAGUCGGAUGAGGACAUCAUUGAUGAAUUGAAAAGACGUGACUUUAGUGUGAUAGAUUUACCUCCCCUUGAUCUGGACACCCAGCGUGUAAUCUGUGUGAAUACACUACGCAUGGCCGGAAAAGAACUGUCUCCAGCCCAGGUGGACAAAGUUGUACAAGCCAAGCAGACAGAAAAUGCACUGUUCAUGAAAAUUGUUCUCAAUGAGCUGGUAUCAUUUGGCUACUUUCGACUCCUGGACAAGAAGAUAGAUUCCCUUGUUUCUUGUCAAAGUGUCCAUGAUUUGUUUAUGUGAUAUCCUA
This is a messenger RNA of Pecten maximus, 1678 nucleotides long. Its product is annotated as TPR repeat-containing protein DDB_G0287407-like. Gene Ontology annotation, cellular component: Cul4-RING E3 ubiquitin ligase complex. Bases 121 to 1671 code for a protein of 516 amino acids. The transcript is spliced from 11 exons. The record is from RefSeq and is a predicted model, not a curated record. Gene Ontology annotation, molecular function: ATP binding. NCBI's taxonomy places the organism in Eukaryota, Metazoa, Mollusca, Bivalvia, Pectinida, Pectinidae.